UAAAAAGUGCUUGUGUCUUACAUCAUACUGUUGUUGUAGCUAAAAUAUAAAUCAAAAAUGGACCCGGAUUCGUUUCUGUCAGAGCGUGAGAGUCAGUUUACACUCGCCAGCGUGCUUUUCGGGCUAAGCUUUCUGGGCUUGAUUCUUCUUGGUAUCUACUUUCUGUACAAGAUGUGUACGGACCAGUCUAAAUCUCAAAAUGCGAACCAGUCUGUGACGUCAGAUCGUAUGUUCAUGAAACCUGUCUAUGCGCACGAAAUAGAACCAGGCAUUGUUGUGUUGCAAAGCGAAAACGGUGAUUACUUCAAGAUCUUGAAGGAAUACGACAUGAAACAAGGAAAUCAGUACGGGUCGCUCUCCCAUUCAGCACCCGAAACCACGUCACAUAAUUUUAAUAUAGAAGCAUUUGGCGCAAAUGGUUUUCAAGCGAUUGAGCCAUAUAGAUCACGUGCUCUUUCUCAAGCAAGCGCUCCACCGAGAACGAGCAUAAUGGCGGAUGAGAACGAGGAACUGCUGUUCGAAAGGAAUCGUGCUGCUGGAUUCCGACCGGUACAGUUCAGUUACGGUGGUGACUCCAUGCCUCCUCCUUAUGGCGCACAUUAAAUCGAAAUUAACAAUUUAAAAAAGGAAUCGUGUGUAGUAAUGGACGCAAUAAUUCGAUUUAACUGAGUAAAAUAUCGGCCGCGUCUUUCGGAAAUUGGUCCUAUUCAAUAUGCAAUCAGCUUAGCUCCAGACAAACAUGCUCUUCCGCACAGAAGAUACCCUGUCCGCUAAUGAGACACUAAACAGUGCUCCAGUUUAUAGCGGGAAGGGUAGCUCCUUACCAAACUGCGUGAACGUGAACGAUGGUCAUCGGCUACAAAUUCCGCAUAUGGCAUAAACCCAUUUUCGCCUUAUUCGGCUCAAUUAUCAACUUUUGUAACCAAUAUGCAUACACUACUGAACAUGGUCAGACCAUGGCGGUUCAAAUAAUAUAAUGUGGUAUACCUGAUUAAAAAAAAUACAUUUUAACAUUUUAAACAGUCUUUGCAGUCUAUAAGUCAAACAAUCUGAUUAACAAAUGGAAGUAUAAAAUUGUGUUAAAGGCACAUACAAGAAUUAAUUAAAACUGUACUAUUACGUCGAAAUCUCAACAUUCAUAAAAUACCGAACAAAACAAGAUGAUGACCUUGACCUUGACCUUUCACCACUCAAAAUGUGCAGCUCCAUGAGAUACACAUGCAUGCCAAAUAUCAAGUUGCUAUCUUCAAUAUUGCAAAAGUAUUCAUAAAAUGAGCGAUUUUGGCCACAUAUAUUUGACCUCUGACCUUGAAGGAUGACCUUGACCUUGACCUUUCACCACUCAAAAUGUGCAGCUUCAUGAGAUACACAUGCAUGCUAAAUAUGAAGUUGCUAUCUUCAAUAAAGCAAAAGUUAUUGCAAAAUGUUAACGUUGGCGCAAACAGACAGACAGACAGACCAACAGACCAACAGACCAACAGACAGGGCAAAAACAAUAUGUCCCCCACUACUAUAGUGGGGGACAUAAAAAUAGAUUUCAUUAAAUAAUUGAUAACUUUCUUGAGUUGAUUUUACUGGCAGAGA
Molecule: messenger RNA, 1584 nt
Organism: Dreissena polymorpha
Lineage: Eukaryota; Metazoa; Mollusca; Bivalvia; Myida; Dreissenidae
Exons: 2
Coding region: 58-603 (181 amino acids)
Source: RefSeq, a predicted model, not a curated record